Suricata suricatta (meerkat) is the source of this 3892-nucleotide messenger RNA. It is a transcript of the gene ZFP36L2, whose product is annotated as ZFP36 ring finger protein like 2. The record is from RefSeq and is a predicted model, not a curated record. Gene Ontology annotation, molecular function: mRNA binding; metal ion binding. The coding region runs from base 301 to 1947 and encodes 548 amino acids. Lineage: Eukaryota; Metazoa; Chordata; Mammalia; Carnivora; Herpestidae. The transcript is spliced from 2 exons.
GAGGGAGGAAGGUGGGAGGAAGGGGGGCAGGCAGGAAGCCCCUCGAGUUUUCAGACUUUGCCUCUGCCCUCGGCUUUUAGGGCGCCCCUCCCCACCUUGACUUUGGGGUCGGGAAAAACCCUGGAGUUUGCUGUAGUGUGUGCUCGUGCCUUGUGGGCGGGGAGACGGAGCUGGAAGGAAGGGCAGGAGGGAGCCGCGUCGCUGUUUAGUUUCUCCGGCGCCGGCCUCGGCCACGCUGCCCCGGGCUUCCCGGACGGGGUUUGCGCCGCCCAGGCUGGCGGCCCACGGGCUGAGGAUCACAUGUCCGAAACCAAGCGCGGCCUGGGGUGGGAGUCGACUCCUCCCAACGCGAACAUGAUUCUUCUGCGCGUGGAGGGGUGGAGGGUGGGGGCUGAAUCGAAAUCUGCAAAAAGGAAGAAGAAUCAGAAGGCUUGGAAGUUCCUCUGCAACUCGCCCCAACUCUUCCCUCCCUUCCCAUAUUUCAUCCCGUCCUCGCCCCCCUCCUUUUGGCAGACGGAGAAAUCCCUGGCCAACCUCAAUCUGAACAUGCUGGACAAGAAGGCGGUGGGGACGCCCGUGGCCGCCGCCCCUAGCUCGGGCUUCACGCCGGGCUUUCUCCGACGGCACUCGGCCAGCAACCUGCACGCACUCGCCCACCCUGCGCCUAGCUCCGGCAGCUGUUCGCCCAAGUUCCCGGGCGCGGCUAACGGCAGCAGCUGCGGCAGCGGGGCGGCGGGCGGCCCGGCCUCCUACGGCACUCUCAAGGAGCCGUCAGGGGGCGGCGGCACGGCCCUGCUGAACAAGGAGAACAAAUUCCGGGACCGCUCAUUCAGCGAGAACGGAGAGCGCAGCCAGCACCUCUUGCACCUGCAGCAGCAGCAGCAGCAGAAGGGGGGCGGCGGCUCCCAGAUCAACUCCACGCGCUACAAGACUGAGCUGUGCAGGCCCUUCGAGGAGAGCGGCACGUGCAAGUACGGCGAGAAGUGCCAGUUCGCGCACGGCUUCCACGAGCUUCGCAGCCUCACCCGGCACCCGAAGUACAAGACGGAGCUCUGCCGUACCUUCCACACCAUCGGCUUCUGCCCCUACGGGCCGCGCUGCCACUUCAUCCACAACGCCGACGAGCGGCGGCCCGCGCCAUCGGGGGGCGCCUCCGGGGACCUGCGUGCCUUCAGCGCGCGUGACGCGCUGCACCUGGGCUUCCCUCGGGAGCCGCGACCCAAGCUGCAUCACAGCCUCAGCUUUUCAGGCUUCCCGUCUGGCCACCACCAGCCCCCGGGGGGCCUCGAGUCGCCACUGCUGCUCGACAGCCCCACGUCGCGCACGCCGCCGCCACCGCCCUCGUGUUCCUCAGCCUCCUCCUGCUCCUCGUCCGCUUCGUCCUGCUCGUCAGCCUCAGCGGCCUCCACGCCCUCGGGCGCCCCGACGUGCUGUGCCGCGGCCACGGCCGCGGCGGCCGCGGCGCUGCUAUACGGCACCGGGGGCGCCGAGGACCUGCUGGCGCCGGGCGCCCAGUGCGCGGCCUGCUCGUCGGCCUCGUGCGCCAACAACGCCUUUGCAUUCGGCCCGGAGCUGAGCAGCCUCAUCGCGCCCCUCGCCAUCCAGACCCACAACUUUGCCGCGGUAGCCGCGGCGUACUAUCGCAGCCAGCAGCAGCAGCAGCAGGGCCUGGUGCCCCCCUCGCAGCCCCCGGCGCCGCCCAGCGCGCCCCUCCCUGCCAGUGCCGCCGCGCCACCCUCACCGCCCUUCAGCUUCCAGCUGCCGCGCCGCCUGUCCGAGUCUCCCGUGUUCGACGCGCCCCCUAGUCCCCCGGACUCGCUGUCUGACCGCGACAGCUACUUGAGCGGCUCCCUGAGCUCGGGCAGCCUCAGCGGCUCCGAGUCCCCCAGCCUCGACCCCGGCCGCCGCCUGCCCAUCUUCAGCCGCCUGUCCAUCUCCGACGACUGAGGCAAGAGGGCGCCAGCGAGGAGGAGGAAGGGAAGGCUGUUCCGGGGAUGUUGGAGGGCGCCCUAGCCAUCUCGACCCCCGUUAGGGACUGGGGAAGGGGGCAUGAGGGUGGGGGUGGUGUUAGGCCAUGAGCAGACUGGGCCGCACCGAGCACUUGGACUCGAACUCGUGUGCCGGGAGGGGCCUCCACCCCUCCCCUUUCGGUUUCCUCUUUUGUUUUUUUUAUUUUUAUUUUUAUUAUUAUUACGAAGUUUCAUUCUUGUUGAGCGAAAGAAGCCAACGAACUUUUGUAUUGAACAAAAUACUCACAACAGGGCAGUUGUGAUGCGAACAGAACAAAAAAACCAAACACUUAAAAGUUUUUUUUUUUUUUAGGUCUCCUAGGAGUUUGGGACUUUAGGAAAAAAAAUCAACCCAGCACCAGCAGCUACCAACAGCCAUUCCGUAUCUUCACUUGAAAGCAUUAGUUACAGUCCAGAUGUGGGACCUCUUAUCUUGAGAGAAGUUCCUAAUUGUCUCAGACCAGUGUAAACAAACCAGCCAGCCACCACAUUGCUAAACCUAUAAGCUUCUGGAAUCCAAUAUUCUACCGAGAAUAUGCCUUGAUUGUAGUCCUCAGCGCCAUAGGUGGUUUUUAUUUGUUUGACACAAAGUUCUGCGGGUCUGGGGAGGGGGGAAACCCUUGCAUUCCAAAGUUUGAUACUGGUUACUGGUUUGCUUGCCACCACUUAGUGGAUGUUUAAUUUUAGAACCAUUUUGUCUGCUCUUUCUGGAAGCCUUGGGCAGAGCUUAGUUUAAUCGUUGGGGGAAAACUGCUGAAUUUUUAGCUGUUUUGAGUUGAUUCGCACCACUGCACCACAACUCAAUAUGAAAAAACUAUUUAACUUAUUUAUUAUCUUGUGAAAAGUAUACAUUGAAAAUUUUGUUCAUACUGUAUUUAUCAAGUAUGAUGAAAAGCAAUAGAUAUAUAUUCUUUUAUUAUGUUAAAUUAUGAUUGCCAUUAUUAAUCGGCAAAAUGUGGAGUGUAUGUUCUUUUCACAGUAAUAUAUGCCUUUUGUAACUUCACUUGGUUAUUUUAUUGUAAAUGAGUAAAAAAAAUCUUAAUUUAAGAGAUUGUAUGUAAUAUUUAUUUCAUUAAUUUCUUUUCUUGUUUACGUAAAUUUUGAAAGAUGGCAUGAUUUCUUCACAGAAAUCUAUCCUGAUGCUGUGGUUUGAGGAAUAUCUUCUGAGUUUUCUUAGAAUGUAUAAUGGUUGUAGCCCAUCCAACUUGAAAGAAAAAAAGUGACCACAUACUUUUGCAAUCAGGUUUAAAUGUGGCAUGCUUUUCUCAUUCCAGCUUUUAAAAUGAGCAAAAAAAAAAUGUUCGUUGCUUUGUUCCACCAAUUCUACUGUGACAGUCUUCUUAUAAAGACAUGUAGCAAUAAUGGGGUGGGGGUAGUCUUCACAGUGCCUUGGGAAGGGCCAGAACUUGCCUUAAAUCCUCCUCAACCAAAUAAGUAUUUUUCUAUUAGUGCUAGAGAGAAUCUGAAUGUAGGAUGGGUUCAACUGCACAAAAGGAAAAGAUAUUUACCACUUUUUUUAUAUAGAUAGAAAGUGAAGAGGCCACCUCCUAGUGCUAAAAUGGUAUGUAGUACAUGAAUAUGCCUUGUUCCAUUACAGAAAAUUCCAAAACUUUUGUACUAUUUUGUGUGUGUGCAUAGAAAGGCAGGAAUGCUUUCCUGGACAGCGGAGUGAGCGGUAGCCUUAGUUUGUACGGAGGCACAGUUGGAGCACUAGCUAAGUACUCUGGACUAUGACAGAGUAGGUUUUUGAAUGUAACAAGAUAAGUCAACUUGAGUUGUAAUAUAUUUUGGGGAAAUCAGUUCACUACAGAUUGUGGCUGUAAACAUUGUACUGUAAAUGUUUUGUAGUUUUCCCCCAAUAAAAUUUUUGGGAAAAAAAGGUA